Penicillium verhagenii is the source of this 2082-nucleotide messenger RNA. RefSeq lists its product as uncharacterized. Gene Ontology annotation, molecular function: zinc ion binding; DNA-binding transcription factor activity, RNA polymerase II-specific; DNA binding. Bases 1 to 2082 code for a protein of 693 amino acids. The transcript has a single exon. Gene Ontology annotation, biological process: DNA-templated transcription; regulation of DNA-templated transcription. Lineage: Eukaryota; Fungi; Ascomycota; Eurotiomycetes; Eurotiales; Aspergillaceae. The record is from RefSeq and is a predicted model, not a curated record.
AUGCUUUAUAAUUUCGCUCCUCUGCAGUCGGGGCCCCUGGCAAAGCGAAGGAAAGUGCGACGAGCAUGCGAAUUCUGUCGCGAGCACCGUGUCCGCUGCGAUGGCAUGUUGCCAUGUUCACAGUGUAUGGCAAACAAGGUCAAGUGUGUCAAGCCUAAUCCCUUGCACCUCUUAUCGGCGCCUCGUUCGGCUAGACCACAGCAUAUCCGCCCAUCUGUGCUCUCCUGUACUCCAACUCCCCAGUCAGUGGCCUCGCCCGCUCUGGUUGAUUUACCAAGGGACCCGACUCAUGUAGUCGCCCGCCAUCCGGACUGUCUCACAGGCUUUAUCUCGCGGAUCAACUCAUUUUGCUCUGUAGUCUCACAAAUCUCGACACAAACAUCUCCAGACUCUAAUGUAGUAAUCUCUGCUGAGACCUCAUAUUCGACUCCGGAUUUGAUUCAAGAUGCAGAACAGACCGCUGCGCGACCGAGCCCAUCAGACUUGCCAGACCUUCGAGAAAGACUUUCAGAAAUCUUUUGGGCUCGUUACCUGCCAUUAAUACCGAUUUUGACUCAAACAGACGUACUGGAUGUUAAGCCAGACCGAAAGCGAGAGCCUUUGCAAAACGCUCUGAUGGCGUACUGUCUGCAAUCAAUCUUUCAUGCUGGACUCCAUGAUCGACUUUUGGGCAUCAGUGCAGGAAUUAGUCAUGCCCAAGAACCCUCUUCCGACAAACGGCAGAGCCCCCUUGUGGCUUUAUUUGUCUCCUACUUCCAGAAAGCCUUGGCGGCAAACAGUCACUACCUCCUAUAUGCCGAACCAUCUGUGUCGGACGUCCAGCGCCAUAUUCUGAUGGCCUUAUUCCUGCUGAACUCUGGGGAGGUACUGGCCGCAUAUAACAUUAUAGGGGCGGCUGUACGACUUGCACAGUCGCUCGACCUGCAUAAACUACCGACACCCCCUGUUAUGGCGAAAGAGGCAGAUAUCUGGGGCCGCGUAUGGUGGAUGUUAGUUCAUCUCGAUUUUCGCUGCUCGAGAUAUCUGGGUAAACCCAUGGCUGUUUCUCUUAGAGACACUGCACUUCCUUUGCCCAAUUAUCAUCCCUCCGUUGACCAGAAAACCUCGGAGUUGGUCUUUCACUCAGCCACGAUCACGCUAACAGUGGUUGGCAAAGGAGUUGCCGAAUCGUUGGCGGCUCGCCACGAUAAAAUUAAUGGGAAUAACUUCGUUCCACAAAUCGAGUUGUCUGCGGAACAUCUCACUCAUGAAAUCGGUCCCUUGUUCGAAUGGAGAGAUCUUAUCGUAAAGGUGGACCCAUUCAAGAACUUGAUGCUUGACGGCAGUGUCAAUCACCCUCAGACACACCCAGCUGAGGGAAGAUUUCAAUAUCGUGAUGAUGCGUGGGUGUACGAUCAACCAUUCACUCGCACCUUAGAGCAAACACUGCUCGAACUCCAAUUUCAUGACAUUGUCAUUUGGUUUCAUCGCCCAUUCAUACAAUUUCCCAAUCAUGGCCUGGUCCCUCAACGCAGCCCACGAGCUGACAUUCAUGCGACAACAGCUCUACAACAUGCUCUGAAAGUCACCGAGAUUGUCCACCGGCGCAUGCUCAACCACGAUGCUCUUCAUGGAUGCUCCGACGUAUAUCAAUACGUCUGGAAUGCAGUCCUGACUCUCAUAGGCUUUCUAUUGGCUUAUCCUUUAUGCUACUGGUGCCCCGUCGCUCGAAAACACCUCGAGCUAUCCUGCCAAGUUUUUGACUCUGCCAAAACCUCAAACCCCUGUGCAUCUCGGGCUACCCACCUGACUCGUUACCUCCUCGGUCGCGUAGAUGCUCUCAUAGAAGUACUUAAUGCGCAAGCUUCUGCAUCUAAUUCGCAUGCCCAUUCGCCGGCUCGCGAGAAAGUUGCAGAAAGUCGGGAUCGAGUGGAAUUGGAGCAGUUCUCCGAGCCUGACUUACCUACCUCUGGGGCGGAUGCUUUAUGGUCCUGGGCUGAAACGGUAGACCCCAAGGCUUGGUCGGGGUACUGCGAUGAAAUCAAUGAUCUAUUAACAGCUUUCCCUGAGAUACCUCCAGGUACGGACUAUUUUCCUCUUUAA